Gavia stellata (red-throated loon) is the source of this 1086-nucleotide messenger RNA. It is a transcript of the gene CH25H, whose product is annotated as cholesterol 25-hydroxylase. The transcript has a single exon. Gene Ontology annotation, molecular function: C-4 methylsterol oxidase activity; steroid hydroxylase activity; iron ion binding. The coding region runs from base 1 to 825 and encodes 274 amino acids. The record is from RefSeq and is a predicted model, not a curated record. Gene Ontology annotation, biological process: sterol biosynthetic process; cholesterol metabolic process. NCBI's taxonomy places the organism in Eukaryota, Metazoa, Chordata, Aves, Gaviiformes, Gaviidae.
AUGAACUGCAGCCUGCCAGACAGAGUGCUGCUCAGCUACGGGAUGGAUGGACAGCGGGACAGGUUGUGCCUUCAGUCUCUUUGGGACUUUGUCACAGCAAAGGAGGCAUUGAUCAAGUCACCGUUUUUUCCAGUGCUGUUUUCUUUUACAGCAUACAUGGCUUUCUGUCUUCCAUAUAUUGCACUGGACUUUUUAAGCACUAGACUACCAAACUUGAGAAAAUACAAAAUCCAGCCGCAGAACUAUCCAACUCUUGGAAUGAUGGUGCCCUGCAUUAUUCAAAGUGCGUAUCACCAUGUUGUUUUGAUCUUCCCGGUGACGUUUCUCCACUGGUACUGGAGACCAGUGAAUCUACCAGUGAUAGCUCCAGAGCUGCCUGAGGUCCUGCUGGAAGUAGGAGUUUGCCUGCUUCUGUUUGAUUUUGAGUACUUCCUGUGGCAUUUGCUUCAUCACAAGGUGCCUUGGCUCUACAAGACCUUCCACAAGGUGCAUCACAAGCAUGUGUCAACGUUUGCUCUUACUACACAGUAUUCCAGUGUAUGGGAAUUGCUCUCACUGGGAUUUUUUGCUGCUAUCAACCCAGUGCUUCUCAGAUGCCAUCCUUUGACAGAAAUGAUUUUCUUCCUUGUAAACAUUUGGUUGUCAGUGGAGGACCAUUCAGGAUACGACCUUCCGUGGUCAACUCACCGACUUGUGCCUUUUGGUUUGUACGGAGGAGCACCACAUCAUGAUCUCCAUCAUCUGAAAUUCAAAUCAAACUAUGCUCCUUACUUCACCCACUGGGACAAACUCUUCGGGACAUUCACAGAGUCGCAUUCUAAUUAAGGAUAUUUACCUGUGGAUGAACUCUUAUUUUUUUAUAGGCUAAACUAGGACAUUAAUUUUUCAAAGACAUACAGAAGAUUGUAUAUUUGAAGCUGCCUAUAAAAGCAAUAGCUAUUUAUAACAAAUCCUCUUAAUAUAUGUGUAUUUGUAUGUAUACUUGGAAGUGCCUAUGUUAAAUGGCUGCAAAUGGGAGGGUAAAUAUCUGUUGCUUAAAUUUGUUUGAGUCAAAGGUGUAAGGGAAGCAUUAAGAGACAUUCUCUC